CCUGUUUGCUGCAUCUGCCCUCUGCGUGCUGCGUGUUGCGUGUCCGGGUUGCAUGUUAGGGUGCGUGUUUUCAUGUUGGACAGACCCACAGGGGACUUGGCCGCCGGGCCGCCUAGGGUGCUCCCUGAAACCGCUGCUGCGUAAAGGCAAAUCUUACCCUUAAUCACGUUUCCAGUCUUUCGUGCUUUUCGCCUUCUCCCCAACGCUCCCGGCCUUCUUCACUGCUGCCAAAGGCAUUCGCAGAAGAUCCUCUUCUAAAAUCGUUCACCUCCCGCUCGGCUCGUGUGUGACCAUGCGUCUCUUGGCUGUUGCGUUGCUGGUGUUGUGGGGGGUCGCCAUGGGUCGGCCUGCCGACAAGGGGGUGCCCAGACCCGAGAUCACAGAGGAGGGACAACAACCGCGCGAGCUGAUGCCUUUCACAAGCUGGUGAGGCGUUGGGAGAAGGGGGAGGGAGGGGAGGCAGAGAUAGACACACGCGCUGCCUGCGGGCGUGGCGCUAAUGGCCUUCUGUCUGUGUUGCUGUCCUUUAUGUGGUGUCGGCGCAGGCGUGCCUAUGAGGGAUGCUUCUGUGGCUGCCCGGGCUUCGGUGCGCACAAAGCACAGGCAGAUCCACACACACCAUCAGACUUCACUGCCUGUUUGUCUCUUGUCCAUAUAUCUGUGUGCAGGGAUCAAGGCCAACGAGGCCCUCGAGGCUCGGUGCGAGGCCGCAGGCAUCUCUCGUGACUCGGUGGAGGCCUACCGUCGGCUACCCCUGCCCGCUGAGUUGGACCAGAACCCCUUUGAACCUCCUCCGGCCGGUGUCAGGAACCCUCUGCCCGACCAGUCAAGACCCUGAUCGAUGCAUCACAAAGACACCACUGGCUGGGUGGUCAAG
Vitrella brassicaformis is the source of this 877-nucleotide messenger RNA. The record is from the annotation of a GenBank genome assembly. NCBI's taxonomy places the organism in Eukaryota, Vitrellaceae.